AUGAACUACAUCAACACAAACUUUUUAACCCUACUGGACCUAGAUGAUUUGGAUGCGCGGGUUUCUUCUUUGAAUGAAGAAAGAAAGAUCCUUUCUGACCAAAUAUUGGCUAGAUCCUCCAGAGAGCAUCCGCAAUCUCCAAAUGAACUUCCACUCCAGGUGGUCGAGCUAAUGCAGAAGGUUUCAGGCCAGCCCUGCACUUUAACGCCUGCAUCAGUUGACAAGCUCAAAGAAAAAUAUGGGAACUUGGCCUUUCUUUCAAGGCUUCAUUCCAUACUUGAGUCAAAGGAAUCAUUAACUUUGCAAUGUGAGGUUUUGAGGGCCGGUGCCACCAUAGAACAACAGAUAAUCCAGCUCUCAGGCGAGUCUAGCAUCCAAGAGUUUGCUGAGAUUGCCGAUCAAAUCAGCAACAUCAAAGGCAGAGAUCUGAUUAGUGCAGAGUUGCAGACACAAUUGACAACAGCCAUGGAAUACAAACGUGCAUCACUUUCGUCCAUGUUAUCUUCUCACCUAUCGGAAAUCAAGUGGCUCUCCGCAACAGAAAAAGUCACGAUAGACUCAGAAAAGUUCAAGACAAUCUCGACAUUGUUAAGUGAUCUUAUCAGGCUCCAGGCCAGUGAUGCUGUUCCUCAAUAUCCUGAGGUAUGGUGGGGCCUCGAAACGCUACUUAGCCCGUUUGCUCAAAGAUUCAAUUUUCAUUUUCGCGACACAUCAGAAACCAAUAAAUUGACCAAACCAGAAUGGGCAUUGAACUAUGUGGAGGAGUUUUUGAAUGAAAAUCUACCGACGUUGGAGUUUGUCGUCGGAGAUACGUUCCUUCAGUUUGAGAAAAUCGGUGCUUACGAAAUUCUUUCUACAGUUUUAAGUCCUGUCCGGGAAAAGCUUGAAAGCAUGUUAGAAGUCAUUAAUCAGAAGAUCUCGUCGAGCCAAGAUGACGAGAAAGCUAUUGAUCGGUAUGGUAGACUUUUGUCACAUUUGAUUUUCGAGGCCACCACCUUCGAUCAAAGAAUUCGAAACUCAUACAAGUACAACCCCUUUAUCAAAGAAUUGGAUCUCGUUCCAGAAAAAAAAUGGAUGGGACUUACCGGAGACAUUUUAUUGUCGAAUGAUAAAGAAAGCAUUUCAGUGAACAACUGGCUAAACUUGGAGCUCCGCUUGGCCAAAAAUCGUUUUGAUACAGAGAUCAUUUCACCCAAAAAUGCCUUUGAAAUUGACUAUGAGUUCACAGCAAGCUCAGACUUUCCAGAGAGUAUGGUCAAACCGACAUACUCUGCGUAUGGUCUAUCUAAACUAUUUGAUAAUCUCACCUCACAUUUCAAAACAAUCAACAUUGUGAAGUAUCAAUUGAAGUACGUGUCACAAAUUCAACUUGUGUUUUUGGAUCAAUAUUUGGAAGAAUUGCAAAAGCAAUUUCGCAAAUUCAAUGAGUCUCUAAGCCUGAAGAUCAUAUCGAGUUUUAUGAAAUCAAGUGUCAAGAAUGAAACGGGCUCUACUACACAGACUGUUGUAACGAAUGGCUUGACUGGCCUAGAAAUGUUGACAGGCAUUUAUUGCCUGACGAAAUUUGUAAUUUCAAAAAUGGAGGAAUGGGCAGAAAAUUUGAUAUACAUCCAGCUUUGGAACUACUGUCAAAGCUCUUCCGAAUACUCUGGUGAGUCAAUAUUCGAUGCUUCCAUAAAUGAUUACAAGACACUUUUGUCAAAGGUGUCGAACAAAUACGAAGAAUUCUUCCGAAAAGAAGUCCGAGGAGCUUUGAGAGACUAUGUAAACGACAGUACUUGGAAUAUCGAGGACCCUCAAUAUGUACCCCAAGUUUCUUUGUCUUUGUCAGGUUUCACUACAACAAUCCCAGCAUACACCUCAUAUUUGAAAAGAUCCCUACUGGACAUUGAUUUCACUAUUAUAUCUAGCAAAAUCUGCGAUUCAUAUGCCCAUAUUUUGCUUGAGUAUGUGAUCACUAACAACCAGUUCAAUAAGAGAGGGCUCGAGCAGCUUCAAACGGACAUCCAUUAUUUGGAUAGCAUCUUGAAGGAUCACUUGCUAUUGGACCAUCUGCAUAAAUACUCGAAUUCAGGAAACAAAAGCUACAAGAAAGUUUUUCAGUCUAUCGAAAUGAUGAACCGGUUUGAUGCAUCUGGGGCUAAGCUUUUGAAGAAACAAUUUCUGAAUGGCGAGACUAUACGCAGUCAGUUCGAAAGUAGAUUAGAUUGCUUGAGUGAUAGUGAGUGCCUCGACCUAUUAUUUAGGAUAAUAUAG
Messenger RNA from Metschnikowia bicuspidata var. bicuspidata NRRL YB-4993, 2256 nucleotides. It is a transcript of the gene TIP20, whose product is annotated as Tip20p. Gene Ontology annotation, cellular component: Dsl1/NZR complex. Gene Ontology annotation, biological process: retrograde vesicle-mediated transport, Golgi to endoplasmic reticulum; regulation of ER to Golgi vesicle-mediated transport; endoplasmic reticulum to Golgi vesicle-mediated transport. The coding region runs from base 1 to 2256 and encodes 751 amino acids. The record is from RefSeq and is a predicted model, not a curated record. The transcript has a single exon. Lineage: Eukaryota; Fungi; Ascomycota; Pichiomycetes; Serinales; Metschnikowiaceae.